CAUCAGUCUUUUUGAUACUUUUUUAAUGACUCAAAGAACUAUUUGUAUUUGAUCUAAUAUUAAAUUAUUUGCAAUAAGGUUUCUCGUUGUUUUGACAGGUGCAAUAAAAUGUUGCAUCACUAACGGAAAUUUGUACUAAAACUCGUAAAUGUUAUUGUUUAUAAAAAAGAAGGAAGGCAAAAUACAUUAACAUUAAUUAUGUUUUGGAGAUGUAAUUCAUUUAAGGUUAUAAAUAGUAGUUUCCUUGUCGUGGCAGGCUUAAGCCUUGCUGCUGUCGGUUUUACUGGUCGUUAUGUGCUUAAAAAAAUGCCACAGUUUUCUCAAAGAAUGGCAGAAGCUUUAAAAAACAUGCCAAAAUUAGAUUCACAGACAUUGGCAACUAGUAAAUAUUACAAAGGCGGUUUUGAACCGAAAAUGACUAAAAGAGAAGCUAGUUUAAUAUUGGAUGUAUCACCAACCGCGAAUAAAGCAAAAGUAAAACAACAAUUUAAAAAAAUUAUGGCUGUAAACCAUCCAGAUCGUGGUGGAUCUCCAUAUAUUGCAGCAAAAAUUAAUGAAGCAAAAGACUUUUUGGAAAAAUGACAUAAAUAAUUUUGUAGUUAUACAGAGAUACAUAGCACAUGUAAUUACGCUUAGAUCUACACCUGAAAAUUUAAUUGCAGUGAAGAAACUGUUAUGUACAUAUUAACAACAUAGCGAUCUUAUAUUUUAUUUAACUUAUAAUAAAGUUAUUUAUAAGAAAAUACAUUAAUUGUUGUCCUAAUUUUAACAUGCA
Molecule: messenger RNA, 775 nt
Organism: Megachile rotundata (alfalfa leafcutting bee)
Lineage: Eukaryota; Metazoa; Arthropoda; Insecta; Hymenoptera; Megachilidae
Product: mitochondrial import inner membrane translocase subunit TIM14
Biological process (GO): protein import into mitochondrial matrix
Cellular component (GO): PAM complex, Tim23 associated import motor
Molecular function (GO): ATPase activator activity
Source: RefSeq, a predicted model, not a curated record